CCAUUUUCAACUCAACUGGCGGCUGUCGGUCGCCGUGCUUUGUGCUUAUCAGUUUGCCUAUAGAUCUUGCCGGCGCCAGUUGUGCCAUUUUUUGCUCACAUUAAAACAUAAAUACAAACAAGAUGUUCAAGAAAACUGUCUUCAUGCUUGUCCGUAGCGACUUGCUCGCUCAAAAUCGCGCUAUGUCCAAUGUUGGCUUCAUUGGCAUGGGCAAUAUGGGUGCCAAGAUGGCGACCAACAUGAUCAAAAAGGGCUCGAAACUAAAGGUGUUUGAUGUUGUUGAGAGUGCCGCCAAGAGCGUGGCAGGCGCGACUGUAUGUAAAACUCCACAGGAGGCGGCAACUGAUGUAGAUGUUGUGUUCACCAUGCUUCCCGAUGGUCACGUUGUAAAAGAUACUGUCCUACGGGCCGACGGCAUCACAAAAGGCAUUAAAAAAGGUGCUUUAAUGAUUGAUUGCUCUACAAUCGAACCAAAACACGCACAGGAAUUGUCCGCCAUUGCUAAGGACAACGGAUACAGAUUUAUUGACUGCCCUGUUUCCGGUGGUGUAACUGGUGCCGCAGCCGCCACUCUGACCUAUAUGAUUGGUGGUUCAAAAGACGAUGUUGAGACUGCCAGGCCAUAUCUAUUACAAGCCGGAGCCAAAAUAUUCCACUGCGGAGGACCUGGUGCGGGCCAGAUCGCUAAACUCUGCAAUAACUUGAUUCUUGGUGUCACAAUGGCCGGUACUGCAGAGUCCUUCAAUAUGGGUAUUCGCGCUGGUCUCGAUCCCAAGGUACUUACCGAUAUUAUUAACGUUUCUACUGGCCGUUCCUGGUCGUCGGAGACUUACAAUCCAGUGCCCGAUAUAUUACCCAAUGUGCCAUCCAGUAAUAAGUAUGAUGGCGGUUUCAUGGUCAAACUGAUCGCGAAGGAUUUGGGACUUGCGGAAGCUGCUGCGGUAUCAGUGAAUAGUCCAUUGCCAAUGACUGCGGCUGUGCAUCAAUUGUAUAGGGCAAUGAUGAAUCAUGGGCUCGGCGAUAAGGAUUUCUCUGUUAUUUAUCAGUUUUUGCAAGGGAAGAAACCUUGAAUCAAGGAAGCAAAAUAAACUAUGUUUAACUAUGCCUGUAACAA
Dalotia coriaria is the source of this 1114-nucleotide messenger RNA. Its product is annotated as NAD-dependent L-serine dehydrogenase. Gene Ontology annotation, biological process: L-valine catabolic process. The transcript is spliced from 2 exons. The record is from RefSeq and is a predicted model, not a curated record. Gene Ontology annotation, molecular function: 3-hydroxyisobutyrate dehydrogenase activity; NADP binding; NAD binding. Gene Ontology annotation, cellular component: mitochondrion. Lineage: Eukaryota; Metazoa; Arthropoda; Insecta; Coleoptera; Staphylinidae. The coding region runs from base 123 to 1070 and encodes 315 amino acids.